AUGGAUGCUUUACGUGUCCUCCUGGAGACAUCCACGUUCAACGAGGUGGUGAGAGGUCUGGCUAUCUCCAUCCUUCUAGCCAAACUCGUUCCAAGCGGCGCAAAAUCACAGGACUCUACCUUUAUCACAGCCAGCGGCUUCCUGCUUCUUUACUUUUUCGCUCGCUCUUGGCUGGCUCUCGUGAACCACUAUGCCCCUGAGCCCUACCUGGACGAAGUCUUCCACAUCCCACAAGCCCAAACCUACUGUGAAGGCCGCUACCAAGAAUGGGACGACAAAAUCACCACUCCCCCGGGCCUGUACCUCCUCUCCGUAGGCUGGCACAAACUCAUGCGUCUGGCCGAGUGCACUCCUUCCUCUCUGCGCUCCAACAACCUCUCAGCCACCCUCCUUACAGCCCUUCUUGCUCUAUCCUGCCGGCGUAGAAUUGAGGCCCACACUACGAUUGGAAAAGAGAAGAACGAUGUUUCGUUCUACGCUUACCAUACCGCCAUCAACAUCGCUCUGUUCCCCGUCAUCUUCUUUUUCUCGGGGCUCUAUUACACUGAUGUUGCGUCUACGCUGGUGGUGCUGGUGGCGUAUCGGAAUCACUUGAAUCGCGUGGCUUCUCAUUCCGAGUCUGAGAAGCCCGGGGUUUUCAAUGGGCUCUGGACUGUUGUCUUGGCCGUUGCAGCGCUGUUUAUGAGGCAAACGAAUGUUUUCUGGGUGGUGGUGUACAUGGGCAGUUUGGAGGCUGCGCAUGUGGUCAGGGGAUUGAGGCCCAAGCCGGUUCCUGAAAAGGAAACUCCGAGUAUUUUCCUUUCGAAGCCAGGAGAGUUCUUCGCUUUUUGGCUGAGGAGAUAUGCGGUGGGUGAUGUACAUGAUCCACCGGUUGAUAUGGCCUGGCCUGAUGAUUGGGCCUUGAGUCUUUUGAGUAUCGGAAUCGCUGCUUUUUGCAACCCUCUUAGGGUGUUGAAGCAGGUGUGGCCUCAUAUUACCACCAUGGGGCUCUUUGCUGGGUUCGUGGCUUGGAAUGGUGGUGUUGUACUUGGAGACAAAUCCAACCACAUCGCUACUAUCCAUCUCGCCCAGAUGCUCUACAUCUGGCCUUUCCUUGCCUUCUUCUCCGCUCCUCUUCUCAUUUCCCCCGUUCUUUCUACUGUCGCGAACUUCAUCUCUCGCGCCAAACGUACCACACCCUCAAACUCCACCACCGACAACCCAGGCCUCUCUUCUCUUAGGUCUACAAAACCAUCAAUGAAACCCGCAAAAUCCUCCACGACCAAACCACCUGAAACCACGACCCCCGCUCCCUCCUUUUCCGCCGCCAAACCCUCAGGACCCGGCUCCCCCCUCCUGAAUAUCCUCUACUUCCUCCUCUCCCCCAAACUCUACUACCCGUUCUACCUCCUCGCCACCGUUCUCCUCUCCGCAGCCAUCGUCAAAUACAACACCAUAAUUCAUCCCUUCACCCUCGCCGACAACCGGCACUAUAUGUUCUAUGUCUUUCGAUACACCAUCCUCCGCUCCUCUUUGGUCCGUCUCGCCCUCGUGUUCGCCUACACUUUGACCAGGUGGCUGGUCUGGAGGCGGCUUGAGGGGAACAACCCCACGGCCGCGCGAGACUUUGUUGGCGAAAUGCGGUUGCAAAAUGUCGACAAUAAGAUGAGGUGGAGGGAUGAGUUUUCGGCUUCGCCUUUUGCUACUGACGAGCUUUCGCUUGCGAGGCGGAGCCAAGAGGAAGAAGAAUUCCUCAUCGGCACUUUUACAACCCUCAGCUCUUCCUCCUCGCAACCUAGUCCCGCCACUUCUUCUCCACGCACUUCCACCGUUCUCCUGUGGCUUUUGACCACCGCUCUGUCGCUGGUUACUGCGCCGCUGGUUGAGCCGAGGUACUUUAUCUUGCCGUGGGUGUUCUAUCGGUUGUUGGUGCCUGCUAUGCCGGUGCCUUCUUCUGUUCUCUCUUUCGGUUCAUCUACUGCCUCGUCGUCUUCUUCUUCCACCCCUACUAAUAGCGGCAACGGCAGCGAUGACGGUAAUGAGAAGGAUACUACUGCAUCCUCUGUAGCGCAACAGAACGGUACCGACAAGGGUCUCCUCUGGAAUAUCCUCCACAGAACCGACUUAACCCUAGCCCUGGAGACAGUCUGGUUCCUAGCCAUCAACCUCGGAACCAUGUACAUGUUUUUGUUUAAGCCGUUUUACUGGAAGACGCCCGGUGGGGAGAUGUUGGAUGGGGGGAGGGUACAAAGGUUUAUGUGGUGA
Molecule: messenger RNA, 2244 nt
Organism: Sordaria macrospora k-hell
Lineage: Eukaryota; Fungi; Ascomycota; Sordariomycetes; Sordariales; Sordariaceae
Source: RefSeq, a predicted model, not a curated record